Cuculus canorus (common cuckoo) is the source of this 3383-nucleotide messenger RNA. RefSeq names its product tweety family member 2 (gene TTYH2). Gene Ontology annotation, molecular function: intracellularly calcium-gated chloride channel activity; volume-sensitive chloride channel activity. The transcript has 15 exons. Lineage: Eukaryota; Metazoa; Chordata; Aves; Cuculiformes; Cuculidae. The coding region runs from base 79 to 1623 and encodes 514 amino acids. The record is from RefSeq and is a predicted model, not a curated record. Gene Ontology annotation, cellular component: plasma membrane.
CCCUGUUUGGGGGCGUGGUCACCGCCGGGGGCGUGUCCUGCCCGGGCAGCCCCUGGUGCGGCGCCCCCGGCCCCGGCCAUGCCGCCCGCCCGCGCCGAUUACCUGGCGCCCUGGUGGGCGGCCUGGCUGCACGGGCUCCCGCACCGCGACCUGCGCCUGCAGCCCGUGCCCGCCUCCUUCCGACCGCGGGACCCCGACUACCAGCAGUCGCUGAUUUUCCUAGGCUUGGUGGCUGCCGUUUGCCUCGGCCUCAACCUCCUCUUCCUCACCAUCUACCUGAUCUGCCUGUGCUGCUGCAAGAAGGACCAGGAGCCCGACAGCAAGCGGCCCCGCUCCUGCUGCAUCACCUGGAUGGCCGUCACCGCCGGGCUCAUCUGCUGCACAGCCGUUGGCAUCGGCUUCUAUGGGAACAGUGAGACCAACGAUGGAGUGUACCAGCUGCUCUAUGCCCUGGACCACGCCAACGACACCCUGACCGACAUCGACUCGCUGGUGGCAGGCACUACGCUGCAGAUGCAGGUGGGCUUGGAGCAGCACCUGGCACGGUUGAACGAGCUCUUGGCCACGCGGGGGGACUACCUGCAGACCCUCAAAUUCAUGCAGCAGUUGGCAGGCAGCAUUGUCCUGCAGCUCUCGGGGCUGCCCACCUGGCAGGGUGCCAGUGCCAACCUCACCGAACUUUCCAACCAAGUCGCCUACGUCGAGUAUUACCGGUGGUUGGCUUAUCUGCUCUUCUUCAUCCUCGUCCUCACCAUCUGCCUCCUGGCGUGCCUGGGGCUUGCCAAGCGCUCCCGCUGUCUCCUCACCAUGAUGCUGUGCUGUGGGCUGCUGACACUCGUCCUCAGCUGGGCCUCCAUGGCCGUGGACAUGGCAGCAGCAGUGGGCACCAGUGACUUCUGCGUGGCCCCAGACAAGUUCAUCGUGAACCAGACAGAAAGCGACAUCAGCACAGUGGUGGUUCACUAUUACCUGUACUGUGACCAGAGCCUGAGCAACCCCUUCCAGCAGGCUCUCACCGUCUUCCAGCGUUCGCUCACCACCAUGCAGAUCCAGAUCCAGGGCCUGAUACAGUUUGCGCUGCCCGUCUUCCCAACAGCCGAGAAAGACCUCCUGGGUGUCCAGCAGCUCCUCAACUCCUCAGAGACCAGCCUCCACCAGCUCACGGCCAUGCUGGACUGCCGAGGGCUGCACAAGGACUACCUGGAUGCCCUUAUUGGCAUCUGCUAUGACGGGGUGGAGGGUUUGCUCUACCUGGUCCUCUUCUCCCUGCUGGUGGCCGCUUCCUUCUCCACCAUCAUCUGUGCCAUGCCGCGUGCCUGGAAGCACUUUGUUGGCCGGGACCGGGACUACGAUGACAUGGAUGAGGAAGACCCCUUCAACCCGCAGGCGCGUCGCAUCGCCACCCACCACCCGGCUCGGGGGCAGCUCCGUAGCUUCUGCAGCUACAGCAGCAGCCUGGGCAGCCAGAGCAGCCUGCACCCACCGGCACAGACCAUCUCCAAUGCCCCUGUCUCCGAGUACAUGAACCAAGCCGUGCUCUUCGGUGGAAACCCACGCUACGAGAACGUCCCCCUGAUUGGCAGAGGCUCUCCUCCUCCCACGCAUCCAUUAUUUUGGAGCUAAGUUGCCCAUCAAGAUACUCCCCGAGCAUGCGAGCCACGUACCUGGCCGUCACCGAUGAGCACGGCAGGCACCACAGCACCGACUUCCCAGCCUAACGCGCUCACCCUGAGCAGCUCACGGGAGGAGAGAAUGCCACCAGUGUUCCUGUAACGGGAAACUCAAGACACCUGGAAAAGACAUUGUGGGAAGCCCGGUGGCAGCUGGAGAAUGAGUCCUGGCACUGGGGAGCCCCGUGCUCUCCACCUGCCCUGCGCACCCUCUUCUUCCCCUCUCAGUAGCUCCUGCUCAGUCUCAAGUCUUCCUGCCUUACAGCUGACAGCGAUUCUGGGGCCAAACGCCGUCCGGCAGCGCCAAGGUCUGGCUCCUGGUGCUCCGGGAAGACCAGAGAUGCUUCACGCCCCUGCGUCAGCUUCUCCUUUCCCUUCCUGUCUGCACCAGCUCGGGGAUGUUUUACACCAUGGAGGGGAGCCUUCUCCAGCUCCCUCUGCCUGGAGCACCGACCUGGGGCGCACGGGCUGCUCCCCACCCCUUCGGGGAGGGCUCUGGGGCAUUGGCUCCUUCGCUCCCGUAGCAAUGCAGUACCAACCACUAGUGAUCCCAGUCCCUUCCCAGACCCCCUUCCUGCCCCCCAUCCCAGCUUCCCCAGGUUCACAGGCUGUACAACAGGGAUGGGUUGGCCUUGCUGGUUUUCCUUUGCUUUGCUUCUGGGUUUUCUGAUUUCUCUGCAGGGCGGACACGCGGCCGCUGCCUCUGUCCUGGUAGGGUUUCACUGCCGUGCAUGUUUGUAGCAGGUCUUUGGCUGGUUUGUAGGCUCUUUUUGGUGAUUUGGCUCCCCAGCGAGGGCAGUCCGGCAGUGUGGGCUGGGGCAGGCUCCCCUCCCCCUGCAGGAUGGCCACAAAUCCCCUGGGAGAGUCUUUUAGGGACUACUCAGGUGUCUCUGGGGCAGGACGUGGUUCCAGGUUGAGGAGGGCAUGGCCCUGCCUGGCAUUGCCAGGCCUUCUGGCGGAGCAGCUCUGGGAUACAAGGAGCUGGGGCAACCAGCAGGAGCUGACCCCCCUCCUUUGUGGCUGCCUGUUUCGGCACGCGCUGCCCCAGGAAAGCCAGGAGGAUGGGAGCAAAGGCUCCUUCCUCCCAGCAGCCACUCACUUGCCGUGGGCAGGGAGAGUCCCUGCUCCGUCUCUCCAUCUGGGCAUGGGACACAGGUCUGCCAGCCCACAGGGUGCGGGCAGGGUCAUGGGUCUUACCCUGCCUGCUCAUUCUUUUGGUCCCACUCUCUGCUUCCAGGGUGAGUUCAGCUCUCGUAACCACAUUUGACACCGUGGCAGUGGCUCAGCCAGCACUGGCUUUGCUGCUGACUGCCAAGGCGGUACCCGUGCUGUGGGAAGGCAAAGGCUUUCCCUGGCUGAUUGCAAUGAGCAGCCGUUCUCCAUCCCUGCCUCCCUGCUUUGGCUAACGGCAGGUAGCCAAGGUGGUCCAAGUGUCCCCUGUCUGGGGACCCCCAGCUGGGGUCUGAUUUGAUAGCAGUGACUCACUGUGUCCUUUAAAGAUCCCUUGUCCAUCCCUGUGGUCCCCUAACAUCCUCUGUCCCUGUCCCGUGUGACUGGCAUUCCUUGCUGUUGGAAUCUGCCAGGGGAUUUUUAUUUCUUUGGUCAGCUUUUAACGUUUCGAUGUAACGGUACUGGUAGAGCUGUUUUUAACCGCAUGUGAACUAACCUUGUGAGGACUCCGUGUAGGAGCCAGAAUCCGGCCCGAUUUGUAUG